Messenger RNA from Stylophora pistillata, 1008 nucleotides. RefSeq names its product E3 ubiquitin-protein ligase UBR4-like. Lineage: Eukaryota; Metazoa; Cnidaria; Anthozoa; Scleractinia; Pocilloporidae. The record is from RefSeq and is a predicted model, not a curated record.
AUGGAGACCUUGUUUAUGGUCGUUUAUGGUGCUGCGCAAAUUUUUAACGCCCGGAUGAAAAGAGCAGCGCGUCGAAGACAACUUCUGGAGGAAAAAUCAUCGCUAAACCGUCAACUUUACUUCGCGAGAUGGAAGAACUACAAUAAGAGUCCGGACUUGCGUGUUGUAUUUGCCGUGAGGGAUACAAAUAUCAUCCAUAAAAGGUUCUCGCUAUACUCAAAGUUAUUUGCCAAAAGUGAUAGAGCAGUCAACAAGGAAAGAAGUGAUAAUGGGAAAGUCAAAUAUCUGUGGGGAAUGAAAGAGCUGUUUCACAAUACUUUGUAUUAUCUGGAUGAAGGGGGUAUAUAUUUUACUGUAAGUCACCUCAGUAUCGUACACUAUGAUUGUCACAUGGCCGCUGUGAGUGAAUUUGUGAUGUUUGUAUUUACUAACAUACUUGCUCGUGGUCGUGACGAGUGGGAAAGCGCCGCCCCUCAGAAUGCGAACACUAAGUGCAAUGGUCUUUUACCAAUCUGGCGUCCUCAGGUCUCUGAAUCAGCGUUUGCGAGUUGCUUGGCAAGACACAACAGUUACAUUCAAGAGUGCACAGGUCAUCUGGAGCCGACAUUUCACGCUUCCAUUCACGAUCUGCGCCUGUUGCUACAGCGCUUUGCGUUUGAAAAAUCAUUUAGUGAGGACACAGGUGGCGGAGGACGAGAUUCGAACAUCAAAUUUGUACCAUAUGCCAUGCACAUGAUACUUUACGUUCUGAACAAGAAAGCGCCCUUAAUUCGUCACUUUAGUUGUAAUGCUUCCACGAGCGAGGUUAGCGUACCUGUAGUCUUACCCUUCUCCCUUCCGUUUUUCCUUGCGGGAGGAGGGGUGGGGAACUUACAGUCGCACGAAGGCUGACGCGAAGUCCACGGGAGUUGUGGUGUAAGAUACAGUGGUCUCAUGAAUAGCAUGGUCUAAUCUAGGUCGAGAAAACUGAGUCCAACUCGUUGCUAAGUCAUUUGGUUGUGUUCUUAG